UUUGGUCGGCCUGUGGCGCGCGGCAGCUCUCUUUUCUCUCCCUCGCGUGGCUUCGUUCCCCUUCUUCCUCCUCCUCCUCCUCUUCCCCGGUUCUGGUUCGUUUCGGCCUUCUGUGCCCAGCCAUGCCCAACAUCGUGCUCUUCAGCGGGAGUUCUCACCAGGACUUGUCCCAACGGGUGGCUGAUCGCCUGGGGCUGGACCUGGGGAAGGUGGUGACGAAGAAGUUCAGCAACCAGGAGACCAGUGUGGAGAUUGGUGAAAGUGUUAGAGGAGAAGAUGUGUACAUCGUCCAAAGUGGUUGUGGAGAAAUAAAUGACAACUUGAUGGAGCUUCUCAUCAUGAUCAAUGCUUGCAAGAUUGCAUCAUCUUCCCGUGUGACAGCAGUAAUUCCAUGUUUUCCUUAUGCCAGGCAAGAUAAGAAAGAUAAGGACCAAGGUAGAUGGAGCAGGGCUCCCAUUUCUGCAAAACUUGUUGCCAACAUGUUAUCAGUUGCUGGAGCAGACCACAUUAUCACCAUGGAUUUGCAUGCUUCCCAGAUCCAGGGCUUCUUUGAUAUCCCUGUGGACAACCUGUAUGCAGAACCAGCUGUGUUACAAUGGAUCAAAGAAAAUAUUGUGGACUGGAGAAACUGUGUCAUUGUGUCUCCCGAUGCAGGUGGAGCAAAAAGGGUCACUUCAAUUGCAGACAGGCUUAAUGUGGAAUUUGCCCUGAUUCACAAAGAAAGAAAGAAAGCCAAUGAAGUGGACCGAAUGGUCUUGGUUGGGGACGUGACUGAUCGUGUAGCAAUUCUUGUGGAUGAUAUGGCAGACACAUGUGGCACAAUAUGUCAUGCAGCUGACAAGCUGGUUUCUGCAGGCGCAACUAAAGUUUAUGCAAUUCUCACUCAUGGGAUCUUUUCUGGCCCUGCUAUUUCUCGGAUCAAUAAUGCUGCAUUUGAAGCUGUUGUUGUAACUAAUACAAUCCCACAGGAGGAGAAAAUGAAACACUGUCCUAAGAUCCAGGUUAUUGAUAUUUCUAUGAUUCUGGCUGAGGCAAUCAGAAGAACACACAAUGGUGAAUCUGUAUCCUACCUGUUCAGCCAUGUCCCCUUAUAAUUUCAAUCUGCAUUUAGGAGCCCUACAAUGAAGAACACAGUUCAAUAUUCAGAUAAUAUCUUGGAAAGCUUUAGAUUGACUAUUCAUUUCCUACUUCUAACAUGGACAAUAAGUAAAAUGGGCAACACUGUUUUUAUUGGUUGCAAAUCUACAAACUUUGUGCUUUAAAAGAGGACACUAUAAUAGUUGCCAUGAUUUAUAUUGAUGAGUAAAUAUCAUGUUAAAAAUACCAUAUUUUCCAAAAGCCAUAGUUGCAUUUACAACAUCUGCUUAUAGACUUCAGACAUUUCAAUAAAUUGUUAAGGUUGAUCUCUUUUGCAGACAGGUAAUCUAGGCUACAGAUUUUUUAUGGGAACAUGGUAACCAUUUUACCUCUCUUGAAAUUAGACUUGGAGUAAUUAUUAACUCCAUGUCCUCUUGUCCAAACAAUUUUUUGUUUCAAAUCUUUGUUCAAAAUAAUAGGAUCUCAACAUACAGCAUUGUUUGUCUUGAGUCUUAAGUUACUGAAUUGUGUUUAAUAUGUUUGUAAGGCAAUUAAAUGAAGUAAGUCAAAUUAGAUCACGUGCUUGGUUAAGUGACUUCUUUUACAACUGAAAAAUAUGCAGUUCUUUCAGACUAUAAACAUAUGUAUAAUUAAUGCUUGUUAAUUACCACCAUCUAGUGAUUUGUUCACACAAAGCUGGAUUGCUAUCAAAAUUCAUUCCCAACUGCACCACAGCCUUAUAUACUUUAUAAAAGUGGAUCACAUUAACUAGCUUCUCCUGUGUUUGGGCAAAUUGGCAGCCAGCUUAUUAAGGAAAGCAAGAGUGAAUUCUAAGAUGGCUCCAGCUUUGGAUGCAACCUGGAUUGGUGGCAGUCCAUAUUCCUGCUCUGCCUUGACAAGCCAGCAACAAAGUUGUAUAAUUGCUACUAUAAACAUUGUGUAUCAAUCCAAAUGAAAUGCCAAAUAAGAAAUGAGACUCCAUCUUAAAAAUAAAUUCCAGGAGUUUUGCCAAACACCCAAACUCUUCUUUCCUAUUAAAAAAAACAUGUUAAGUUUUAUUGUUUUAUUCCUUAUUUCCAAUUAAAAGAAUUUAUUUUGUAAAAAUUGUUUUAAGAUACUUGUUAUAAAUUAAAUUUUGAUUCUUAAAAGUAAGCAUAUAUUUUGUUGACCGUUCCUAAGCCAAACAAAACCAUUAAUUUAUUCAUAGGAGUGUCACAUGAAUUCAUAUCUCAUUGUAAGAGGCAUCGUGAAUAUGAGAAUUUCUGACUUAAUGGCAUAUGAGGGCACCCUUAUUCAGUGAUGAGGAUAAGAAUUAAUGCUGCUUAAGCCACAGUCAGCACUGUUACCCCAAAGCAUUUACUAACGCAAGCCUACGUAUUACUUCUCAACAGCUUGUAUUUUGGCCAUUUGCAUCCUCAAGGUCUAGUCUAUGCUACAUCUAUGCUAUGCUAUAUUACAUAAAAGGGGCAAAUCAAACUUUCAUGAUUCAUUUUAAUGAUGUUUUACAACAUUGGGAAAUUUGGUUACUUAAAACUAUCCAUAUGUGCUGUCUUCUCUUUUAGUAAUGAGUUGGAUAUGCCAGAAAAGUCUGUAUUUUUAUAAUAAACAUUUUAACAAUUAACUAUUUUUAGAGUGCUCAGUAUUUUCCACAACAAUUGCUUCAGUUGGUAUUCUUAUCUGUGUAUCAAGUGAAGUUGCAUCUCUAGAUAAUAAUAUUAAAACAAUACCAUCUAAAACUUGACAAAGCAGAGAAGAGUUGCAAAGUUUCUUAAAUUGAAAUCAAAACUAGUGUACAAUCAAAGUAUUGCAUUGUUCAAACUAUUAUGCAUUGUUUUUGUUACCCUAAUCUAAUAUUUGAUACAGUAUUCCUUCAUUGUAUCUUUAUAUUUGUCUUUUACUGUGAUUCAAAAAAAGCUGAGCCAAAGUUUGUUAAUGUGUUAAGUUAUAAAUCAGUUCUCCAUUUCAAGUCCUAUCAGAAAAGCCUGUUCAUUGUUUCAGAAUUUCUCAAUAAAUCUUAAAACAGCA
This is a messenger RNA of Pantherophis guttatus, 3102 nucleotides long. It is a transcript of the gene PRPS2, whose product is annotated as phosphoribosyl pyrophosphate synthetase 2. Gene Ontology annotation, biological process: 5-phosphoribose 1-diphosphate biosynthetic process; purine nucleotide biosynthetic process; ribonucleoside monophosphate biosynthetic process. The record is from RefSeq and is a predicted model, not a curated record. Gene Ontology annotation, molecular function: ATP binding; magnesium ion binding; ribose phosphate diphosphokinase activity. NCBI's taxonomy places the organism in Eukaryota, Metazoa, Chordata, Lepidosauria, Squamata, Colubridae. Gene Ontology annotation, cellular component: ribose phosphate diphosphokinase complex; cytoplasm.